This is a messenger RNA of Schistocerca nitens (vagrant locust), 3740 nucleotides long. RefSeq names its product probable ATP-dependent RNA helicase DHX34. Gene Ontology annotation, cellular component: intracellular anatomical structure. Bases 238 to 3573 code for a protein of 1111 amino acids. Gene Ontology annotation, biological process: nuclear-transcribed mRNA catabolic process, nonsense-mediated decay. The record is from RefSeq and is a predicted model, not a curated record. NCBI's taxonomy places the organism in Eukaryota, Metazoa, Arthropoda, Insecta, Orthoptera, Acrididae. Gene Ontology annotation, molecular function: RNA binding; ATP binding. The transcript has 19 exons.
UUUUGUAUACGCUACAGCUGUUACUUUUGUUUACUAACAAGCUGUAUUAGUAGUAGACAACAAAAGGAAAGGCCAGUAAUGUGAAAAUAAAACAAGAAAAGGACAAUAGUAAUUGUUAAUGCGUCACAGUGGCAUGUUGUUUGUAGCUAAAUAGCUUACUGAGGAUGAUGUAUCCUCUUUAAAGCAGUGUUUGAAACUAAUGUUUGCAUUAAUUCCUGAAACUAACAGCGAAAAUAAAUGAAACGAAGGCGACGCAGUCCUUCAGAGGAACGCCCGUCCUGUAGUUAUGAUCGAAGACAUAGUGAUUAUCAUGAAAGGAAAAAUGAUAACACGAACAAUGUUUCAGACAUUUUCAGUUUUGUUUCCCAUCGUUCCUUGUUGGACAGAAUUUUCUUUAGCGACUCGGAGUACUCGUAUAAAGAAGACUUCUGGAAUUUCCUAAAGAAGUAUGAAAAUGUUGAACGCAGAAGCAAACUGAAAAUGAGUGGGAACACAGAGCAAGUAGGUUCUGGCAAUCGGAAUGAUUUCAACAAGUUCCACUGUGUGUGUCUUUCACUGUCUCCGAAACUGAGGAAGCAAGUUCUGGAGAUGGAAAUGGUACAUGAUAAACAGCUUACACAAGAAAAUAUGGUACAGUUUCAGAAUAUUCUGUUGCUGUAUCUGGACUUCAAACAGAAGGAGACGUUUGCAAAACUUUACAAGUUGCGACAAUCACAGAAAAAUUUGCCUGUGGCACAAUACAGAUCAGAAAUUGUUUCUGCUGUGCAGAAUGAGAGAGUUGUUAUUGUUGCUGGUGACACAGGAUGUGGAAAAUCAACACAGGUUCCACAGUUUCUGUUGAAAGCUGGCUACACAAAAAUAGCUUGUACACAACCAAGAAGAAUAGCUUGUAUAUCAUUGUGUAAACGAGUUGCAUUUGAAACUCUGAGUGAAAACAAUUCUGAUGUUGGUUACCAAAUCCGUUUUGAAAAAAGUAAAAACCAAGCAACAAAAAUACUUUUUAUUACUGAAGGAUUACUUCUAAGGCAGGUGUCAACUGACCCAUCACUGUCAACCUAUGAUGUAGUCGUCCUGGAUGAAGUGCACGAGCGUCAUCUCUAUGGAGAUUUUUUGCUUGGAGUCGUGCGCUGCCUGUUGUACCAACGACCAGAUUUAAAAGUUGUUUUGAUGUCUGCUACAAUCAAUAUAAAGUUAUUUGUGCAGUAUUUUGCUGGUGAUGCAGUAGUAAUUCAGGUUCCUGGAAGACUGUAUCCCAUAAAGCUUUAUUACAGACCUAUUUCUGUUGAGGAAAAAUCUUCAAAAUCUGGACGUAUUAAUCCAGCACCUUAUGUCCGGAUUCUUCAGCUUAUUGAUGAAAAGUUUCCAAAAGAUGAAAGAGGUGAUGUCCUCAUGUUCCUGAGUGGUAUGAGUGAAAUCUCUACCAUUGCUGAAGCAGCCCAGCAAUAUGCAGAUAAAACACAGGCAUGGAUAGUGUUAACUCUUCACAGUUCCUUGUCACUUGCAGAUCAGGAUAAAGUGUUUGAUUAUGCACCAGAGGGUGUACGUAAGUGCAUCAUUUCAACCAAUAUUGCUGAGACUUCUGUAACAAUUGAUGGUAUUCGUUUUGUUGUGGACUCAGGCAAAAUGAAGGAGAUGAGUUAUGAUCCCAUAUGCAAAAUGCAACGUCUGAAGGAAUUUUGGGUUAGUCGUGCAAGUGCUGAACAAAGAAAAGGGCGUGCAGGUCGCACAGGACCAGGCAUCUGUUAUCGUCUAUAUUCUGAAGAAGAGUAUUCUCAAAUGGAGGAAUAUUCAACUCCUGAGAUAAGACGUGUUCCUCUUGACUCGCUGUUGCUGCAGAUGGUAGCUAUGGGUCUUCCAGAUGCACGAAAAUUUCCAUUCAUUGAACCACCACCUGCUGACAGCCUUGAGAAUGCCAUCCUUUCUCUGAAACAUCAUGGUGCGAUGGAUGAUAAAGAAAAACUGACAACCAUUGGCCGUGUGCUCUCCAAUCUACCUGUUGACAUCAGUCUUGGCAAGAUGUUAGUAGCAGGUUCACUCUUCCACCAAAUUGAACCAGUACUGUCGCUUGCUGCAGCACUUAGUGUUCAGAGUCCAUUUACAAACAGGGCCUAUCGAGAUCCAGAUUGUGAGACAUCGCGAAAAGAACUAGAGUCAGAUCAUGGAGACCCUGUGACAUUGCUGAAUGCAUUACGUGGAUGGCUGGAGGUAAAAGCAGAGAGAGGGAGCAAUUCUCGCACUUGGUGUCGUCGUAGAGGAUUGGAAGAGCAGCGCUUUUAUGAAAUGAUAAAGCUGCGCAGGCAGUUUAAAGAGCUGCUUCAGGAAUGUGGCCUUCUUCAAGAAGCUGACAUGCCAUCAUUGAGCAGUGCAGAACGCAGUUUACAUCAUGGUGAGCGUCGCUUGCUGAAAGAGAUGCAACGUAACUACAAAGAGAAAAGCAUUCACAAACCCCGCAAAUUAAAACUUGAUGUGUGGAGACUGGGAAAUGAAGAAGAUGUGAAGGAAGAUGAUGUUGACAUAAGGGAUAUUGAUUUUAGGUUGAGCAAUGACAGCUCAAGGCUACAGGAACUCUUAUCUGGUGCAACAGCCUGUAGUUACAAGGAUCUCACCAUGCUCAAAAUCAUAUUGUGUGGUGGCUUCUACCCACAGUUGGCCAUCCCAGAUGAAUUUAACAGUUGUAAGUCAUCAGCUGAGCAACUGUUUCACACAUAUGGCAAGCCAUUUGUAGCGCUGCAUCCCCUGAGCUUUUUCAGUCAUCAUCCUGAUGUGUUACAACUACAAGACUCUGAUGUUAUGGGUGGUGAUUCAAGGACUCCCCUCUCUACAAAGCAUCAGAUGCUGUGUUACUUGUCUUUGUUGGAGACAACAAAACCUUACUUGGUGACAUGUAUGAGGAUGCCUACACUCCCAACAUUGCUUUUAUUUGCCCAAACCAUUGACACAACUGGCAAAUUUUCCAGGUUAGUAUUUGAUGGUUGGCUACAGUUGGAGUUUACUGAUGCUGGAGGUGCUGGGCGGUUGCUGGUACGGGCAGCUCAGUUACGCAAAAAGUGGGACCAACUUUUGGAAUUGAGGCUCCAAGGUACAGGAUCCGCAGACUUGGAGACAGAGCUGUCACAUGCUUUACCUGCAUUCAUGCGUGCAGAGCUAGCAUACUCUGUAAAGAGGUUACUGGCAGCUGACCAGAAGGUCCUGUACAUCGGGCCAGACUGUAACUCUGAAUUACUUAUGGGCAGAAACCCAUUUGACCAUGAAUGGCAACCUUGUCCUCACGAGGAGAAGGGUGGUAUCCGUAUGACAACCAACAUCACCUAUAACUGUCUUUAUGAAGGAGAUGAGGUUCUGAAAGAGGAGGAUGAGGAAGAUUUUGACUGUCCAAAUUGUGGGCUCACGGGAAUGUUAUCACCUAUUGAAAGGUUGGAACAUAUAGAGACAUGUCAGACAAAAGAAACUAGUGAAGAUACUAAUCAGCCAAGUGGAUCUGAAGGGUAUUACUGUAAUAUAUGUCAAAAAACUUUAAAUUUGACACCAACUGAAAUUCUGCGACACAAAAAGCAUCACCAGAAGAAAGACUGAUAGUUUAUAUGUCAUAAGCAGUAAUCUUGAAAUAUUCUAAUAAAGGUAACAAUAAUCCCACUGCAAAUAAUGUCAUAAAUGACAGAUUGAAUGUUUUUUCAGUCACUGUAUUCAUGUACAAUUUUUGCAAUUAACGUGUGAAACUGAUACUGUUAGAAAUAAAGUGU